Messenger RNA from Peniophora sp. CBMAI 1063, 1332 nucleotides. NCBI's taxonomy places the organism in Eukaryota, Fungi, Basidiomycota, Agaricomycetes, Russulales, Peniophoraceae. The record is from the annotation of a GenBank genome assembly.
AUGAAACAGCAAGUCGUUGUCGUUGAUAAUGGAGCACAUACCAUCAAAGUUGGGUUAGCAAGUACGUCUUCGCAGGACGCAAAAGUCUUCCCGAACGCAGUCAUCAGAUCCAAGGGAGACAAAACCACCUAUUACGGAUCCGACUUCGCGAACUGUAAGGAUGCUGCGAGUCUCAACUUUCGCCUGCCCUUUGAGAAGGGCUUCAUCGUCGAUUGGGAUGCUCAGAAGGCUAUAUGGGACGGCGUUCUCAGGGAGGACUUCCUCGGGGUGGACCCAAGCGAGUCUACUUUGCUCCUUACCGAACCGUACUUCAACCUUCCAAACUUGCAGACGACCUACGAUCAGUUCGUAUUUGAGGAAUACGAGUUCGACGCAUACUACCGAUGUGCUCCUGCAGCACUUAUUCCAUAUGGUACCUUGUUCAAGGCCAAGGGACAGCCCAAUCCCGAAUGUGUUCUUGUCGUUGACACUGGAUUCAGUUACACGCACAUUGUACCACUGAUAAACGGUGUCGUGCAAUGGUCGGCGGUCAAGCGUAUAGAUGUCGGCGGGAAGCUCUUGACCAACCAUCUGAAGGAGCUCGUCUCGUACAGACAGUGGAACAUGAUGGAUGAGACGUACAUCAUGAAUGAAGUCAAAGAGGCUUGCUGCUACGUCUCACAGGACUUCAGUGCGGACUUGGAGAUCUGUCGGAAAGAUACGAAGUCGAACAGUGUUGUGCAGGAGUACGUUCUGCCGGAUUUCACGUCGAACAGACGUGGUCGCGUCCGAGAUCGGGAUGAGAUGCCCGUCGAUUCCGAUCAAGUGCUCUACAUGGGUAAUGAACGCUUCUCUGUUCCGGAGGUACUGUUUCAGCCGGAUUAUCUGGGUCUGCGACAAGCAGGGCUGGCGCCUACUAUUGCUCAAUCCAUUGCGCUCCUUCCCGAGGAGCUUCAGGGCAUGUUCUGGGCCAACAUUGGGCUAAUUGGUGGCAACAGUAAACUUCCAGGCUUGGCCAAGAGGCUUCGUACUGAGCUACGGCCGCUAGCGCCUAGUGAAUACGAAGUCGUUGUUCACGAAUCUAAAGACUCUAUACUUGAAGUAUAUCGCGCAGGUGUUGCGUUUGCAAAGACUGCAUCCUUCCGUAACCACAUCGUCACACGCGAAGAAUACCUCGAAAAUGGAACUGACGCAUGCCGACGCAAGUUCAAGGACUGGAAAGGAGGGAAAGAUGCCGUGAAAGGGAAGAGUGGGAUACUCGAUGAUCACGGUGACGAGCUGGACUCAUCGUCAGAUGGAGCAAAGCCGAUCAGGACGAGGACGAGGACGGUUUCGACAGUGAAGAGAAGGUAG